AUGGCAACACGUUAUAUUGAGAACGGAGGAAAUCAAGCGUACUACUUUCCAUCGGAUGGCACAGCGCAAAAUCAACCUUCGACAACAGAUGUCAGUACUCCAACCUAUGUCAAGCAACCUCGUGCAGGAGAGUACACACCGUACGCGGCUGGUGUUGGUGCCAUUUCCCGACAACAACAACAACAGCAAAAUCAGUCUUUGUCUAAUCUUGGUGGACAAAACGCGCAAGAACCUCGUACAUCAGCGACCACAUAUCAGCAACCUCAACAAUAUGCCGAUGAUUACUAUACGCCGCAACAGAGAAAACAGGAGGAACAUUCGCCAUAUGAGUAUGAAACUCAAACGGCUGUUGCUGGUUUUAAAAUAAGUUCUCAACAACAACCGCAUCAGCAACAACAACCGCAUCAGCAACAACAACCGCAUCAGCAACAACAGCCGCAUCAGCAACAACAACCGCAUCAGCAACAACAACUCCACCAGCAACAACAGCCUCACCAGCCACAACAAACCCACCAGCCACAACAACCACAACAGCCCUACCAACAACACCAGCAACAACAACUCCACCAGCCACAACAACCACAACAGCCCUACCAACAACACCAGCAACCACAACUCCACCAGCCUCACCAGCCACAACAAACCCACCAGCCACAACAACCACAACAGCCCCACCAACAACACCAGCAACAACAGCAACCACAGCAUCAUCAUCAACAACAACAGCCCAUAAUGGCUGCUGUUCAAGUUCGUCUAAAUAGCGAUCAACCUCAAUUAAUACAACAACAUCAACGAUCGCCUCAACAAGGACAUGGCACGACCUCAUCUUAUGAAAGUAUGAGUACUUCAAAACAGUCAACCAUUUCACCACAACCGCAAAAUCCAUCCUACGCUCAACACCAACCACAAUCGGCUAUUUAUUCUACAUCGGGAGCUGACCAACACAGUCAGAUGGAUUCUCCAAGCCCUCAGCGUCGUACUGAGGUGCAACAACAGCAGGUUAAGGCACAAACUACACGACAAUCCAAUAGUUCAUAUCAAGAAAAUUCUCAAUCUGAUCAGCAACAACAACGAAGCGGUACGUCAAUGAGCCAACAAGAACAAUUACAGCAAUAUUAUAGUCAGUUGACACCUGAACAAUAUCAGCAAUUACUGAGGCAACAACAAUUACAGCGUCAACAGCAAGAAGAACAGAAACGACAGCAAUUAGCUCAACAACAAUACCGUCAGCAACAACAAUCUUCGUCUGUUCGUGUCGAAAAACAGGACGAGCAUUUCGACCAACGGCAAUAUGAUGAUGCGCACGCUCGCCAACGCAGUAGAUCGGAACAAGAGCGCGAGGAAGAACAAAAAUAUUACGCUCAACUGGCUCGUCAACAGCAACAAACGCAAAAGCAACAAAAAAUGGAAAAAGCCACGAAAAGUGCGGAUGCUUACCAAAUACAAGAAAAUCAUAGUCAAGAACAAGCACGUCCAACUCAAUCAAUUGCAGCUCAACCGAUUGCAGCUCAACCGAUUACAGGUCAACCGAGAUCCGAUCACCAGCAACAAUCCGCGCAAUCAGUUAAUACCCAAUAUUAUCAACAACAGUUAUCUCAGCAACAACAACAACAACAACAUGCACAACAGCCGCCACAGCCAGUUGGUAUUCGAGGUUUGAUGAGCAAAUUUUCUGGUCCCACCGUAUUGCAAACAUAUACACCAAAACCAAAAUCACAAUCAGAGUCACGAUCGUUUCAAACGAGUACAUCAACUUAUACAAGAAGCCAAAUUACGUAUAGUAAUUUACCACAAGCAAGAGAACCGCCUGUCAAUAGUUCUGAAUUUCAGCAGCAGCAGCAGUUUUCGAAUAUUCAGCAAGCCUCUCUACCACAACAUAUUCAAGGUCCUGCGCCAGGUUUCGGUGCAUUACGUGAAAGGUUCAAAGCAACCAAUAUAUCUGAAAAUCAGGAUGCACACCGCCGACAAGAGCCUUCGUCAGCUAGAGGAACGCUUGGACAACUACGUGAACAAUAUAUGAAUCAAACGGUAGCAGCUGGACACGAAGAAUCAAUGUCACAAAUAGUUCAAAAUGUUGCCCGUAGUAUAGCUCAACAACCAACUACCAGUCGUGUGCAUGAACAACCGCAUGGACCAAGCGUUGCUCAGAAAACAAAUGAAUUAGCUGCUUCUUCAGAACCUAGUCACGAAAUACAGACGUCGAUAGUUGAUCAACAACAACAACAACAAUCAUCACAAAAUGAGAUCGAGACAAGCGAACAAUCAUCCGAAGCAGCACUUGCUGAAGGUUCUUCGUCAGCAACCACAUCAUCGCUGGACGCCGAAGAAAAAUCUUCCACUGAAAAUAUGACGAAAACUACAGAAACAAACCAGACUCCAUCUACCGCUACUUCAACACCCAACGUAAAAGUGGCUGCAACUGCUAAAUAA
This is a messenger RNA of Didymodactylos carnosus, 2430 nucleotides long. Lineage: Eukaryota; Metazoa; Rotifera; Eurotatoria; Philodinida; Philodinidae. The record is from the annotation of a GenBank genome assembly.